Vitrella brassicaformis is the source of this 2532-nucleotide messenger RNA. The record is from the annotation of a GenBank genome assembly. NCBI's taxonomy places the organism in Eukaryota, Vitrellaceae.
GUGGGGCACCCGUUUUCUUCGUUUUUGGCGAGGCGAGUGGGAGGGACUGCUCAGCGAAGCACGGCAGUUUGCCCCUCAAGGCCGUCACGUCUUUGCGCCGGCGGGGGAGGGUCGUGUUGACGACGAGGCGGGACCCUCAUUGGAUGCAGUCCGAAGGCGAGCAGCGGCACGCCUUGUCGGCCUGGGCGAGCUCUCGCGUGCGGCGAGUCGCCUCACAUCGGCGCCCGUUGCGGCGGCGAAUCAGCAGACACUCGAUCAGCUGCGCGCCCUCCACCCUGACGCCGCUCCGAUCGACAGGCCCGCUGCACCGGCAGGAAAAGCCCCUCGCCUGGAGACCAACCGUGACUUCCUUUUGACCGCACUGAAGAGCGCGCCGCGCGGAGCAGCCGUCGGACCGACCGGCUGGCGAUAUGAGCACCUCCAAGUGCUCCUUAGCGAGGCCCACACCAACGCCGAGGCUGUGCCCGUCCUCAAGUUCGUGCAGCGGAUGUUAGACGGCGACUUGCCCCCACUGGUGACGAGACUAUUGGCCGCCGCCCGCUUGUUCGCAUUGGAAAAGCCGGGGGGAGGAGUGCGGCCGAUCGCAAUCGGCGACGUGCUUCGUCGAUGGGUGACUCGGGCGCUGUGCAUGCAACACAAGCUGGAGUUUGAUGAGGAGUUCCGGCCCCACCAGUUUGCUGCCGGCACGUCCGCUGUCGGGGAGAAACUCUUCCGUGCGGCGCAGACUUACAUCCAGACGCAGGACGCCGGAGGCCAAGAUGCAGACGAGCCGCCCACCACUCGCACCCUCCUCUCCCUCGACUGCCGCAACGCCUUCAACGAGAUCAGCCGCCAGCGUAUCAUCGACGAGCUCGCCGUCAAGCACCCGGCCAUGGUCGCAUUUUUCUGGCAGUUCUACGGCAGAGCUGCGCCAUUGUGGUACACGAUGGAGGACGGGCGCGUCGAGACUAUCGACAGUCGUCAAGGCGUAUAGCAAGGCGAUGCGACGGGCCCUUUCCUUUUCUGCCUCGCCUUUCAGCCGGCCCUCCGUCGACUGCAGGAGCAGUUCCUGGCUGCGCUUGUCGGAAGCCUUAUGGAUGACGGGCUGGGGGGUAUGGAUGAGUGGGACGUCCCCUACUUUCUGGCGGCCGCCGCAGUUGAAUCCCGCGCUAUCAACCUGGUGCUGCGGUUGGAUAAGUGCCAUGCGUGGUCUCCGCAUUGGCGCUCGACCGCUGACAUUCCGACGGGCAUCACGAGUCGAGGUGUGCGCGCGUCUACAGAAGGGAUCAUCCUCCUGUCCGCCCCGAUCGGUACCCCGGCCUUCAUCGCGCGCAUCGUGAAUGAGGUCGUCGCCAAGCAUCAGCGCCUCCUCGACGCCGUCGUGGCGUUUGCCGUCGACGAUUGGGACCAUGCAGUGCAGGGGGCGAACCUGCUCCUUCGCUACUGUAAGUCCCCUCGCUUCCUCUACUGGUGCCGCCUCCUCGCUCCCUCCCCGCCGCUCUUGGCGGCCGCCCGUACACAUGAUGCUGCGAAGGUCAUCGCAUUCACCAGCAUCCACCGCACGGGCGCUUUGUCUACUUCAGCACACCGGCAGGUGCAGCUUCCCAUCCGGUUGGGGGGCUUUGGGCUGGUGUCGUCUGCGCGUGUCGCACCGGGUGCCUAUUUGGGGUCGGUGGCCGUCACCGUGGGGAUGUGUGGGAUCGUUUCCGUGGGCAAUCCUGGAUGCCCGAGUCAGAAGCCUCUCUUCUCCAGCUGGACUGGCUCGUCUCGGCGGCAUCCGCCCGCAUCAAUUUCUCCGCAUCCCUCCCCUCUGUCGCCAUCCUUCCUAUCGCGCAACUCAUCGCGCGCCCGCAGGCCCGCCUGCAGCAGAAGAUCUCUGCCGCCCUUGCGCAGAAGGACUUCGACACCCUCUUUGAGUCUUUCCCAGCUGGCAGCCGUGAUCGGUGCCGCCUUCUCUCCUGCCUGGGGCCCCUGUCGUCUGGCUGGCUGUCGGCCAUCCCCGCAUAUACCCGAAGUGACAAGCGCAAGUGCUUGAACAACUACGCCUACCGCCUCGCUACGGCCCUCACCCUCGGCAUCACUUUUCCCCUCGCCAGCCUCGCACCGUCAUGCACGUGUGGAGCGGGCAUCGACACCCCGGGCGACCACUUCUUCCUCUGCAGCCGCGCGACGGCGGAGCGCGUCUUCAAGCACAACACCCUGCUGGACGUCUUUAAGGCAAUCCUUGCGGAGGUGGGCAUCACGGCUGUCAUAGAAGUGCCCCUGCGGUCUCUUGACAUCACCCCUUCAAACGCCCAGCCCAACAGUCAGCGCAUGGACCUCUUCUUCACCAUCGACGGCGGAGGUGUCCUGUGCGACGUCACGGUGGUCCAUCCAUGCCGGCCCGAGAACUCAACCGCCCACCACACCCAGGUCAACCGCAGCAGCGCACGUCGGCCGGGCGGUUUUGCAGCUGCAGGGGCGGAGCGCGACAAAGAUUGCAAGUAUGGUGCCAACUGCCGGCAGAAGGGCUACACCAUCGUGCCCCUAGCAGCGGAGACGUUCGGCCGUUAA